GGGGCGGCUGCCUGCGCCCGAGUUGCUCACGGGAGACCGGGCUGCGAGACGUUCCGAGGCUGCCUGGCCAGCUGGAGCCGGGCAAGGCUGGGCUGGGCGGCCCGGAGGGAGCGCAGCGGGGACGCGCGCCAUGGAUCCGAAGGCGGGCGGCGGCGAGGAGGAGGACUGCGUGGACUCGGGCGCCGAAACCGGAGGGUCAGACUACAGCCACCUGUCAUCUACCAGUAGUGAGCUAUCCCUAGAAGAGGCACAGGACCCUUUCCUGGUAAGCAUCCACAUCAUCGCAGACCCAGGUGAGGCCCAGCCACUGCAGGAAGCCAUUGACAAGGUCUUGGCAUGGAUCCAUCCCAACCUCCCACUGUUCCGUGUGUCAGAGAGGGCAGGCCGGAGGCGUCGGAAAACCCCCAAGGGCGCACAGCCAGCACUGGCCGUGGUACUGUUCCUUCAGGAGGAGUAUGGUGAGGAGCAGAUCCUCCAGCUGCACCGCACGCUGCAGCGCCCGCCCUGGCGCCACCACCACACAGAGCGAGUGCACGGCCGGUUCCUCCCCUACCUGCCCUGCAGCCAGGACUUCUUCAUGCUGGCCCCUGGGACCCCGCUGUGGGCCAUCCGGCCUGUGCACUAUGGCAAGGAGAUUGUGCGGUUCACUAUCUACUGUCGCCACGACAGCUAUGCAGACAGCCUUCGGUUCUAUGAGCUGAUCCUGCGCCGGAGCCCCAGUCAGAGGAAAGCGGACUUCUGCAUCUUCCCCAUUUUCUCCAAUCUGGAUGUGGACAUCCAGUUUUCCCUGAAAAGACUGCCCUGUGAUCAGAGCCCGGUGCCCACCGACUCCUCCGUGCUGGAGUUCCGGGUAAAGGACAUUGGGGAGCUGGUACCUCUCCUGCCCAAUCCCUGUAGCCCCAUCAGUGAGGGGCGCUGGCAGACAGAGGAUCAUGAUGGCAACAGGAUCCUUCUGCAGGCACAGAGGGUGCACAAAAGGUUUCCCAAGCCCAGCAGGGCACACCACUCCUCUGAGAAGCAGCCUUGUUCUAUUCCUUCACUGAGUGCCACUGCACUGAGCCACACACUGGGCAGUGGCCAGCCAGCCCUGUGUGAUGGCCUGUUCCUGGGCCCCAACCAACUGAACUUGCCUUCUGGACACCAAGAGGAAUGUGCCAGACGAGCCAGAAGCACCCCAAGCCCUCCCUGGUCUUUCCCAAGAAGCAAGUCCUUAUUUUGUUUGCCCACAGUGGGCCCCACCUCAGCCUCCUGCACUGAACCACAGUGGUCUUCAAACACAGGUCCCUUGGGGCAAAGGGCAUACGAACAUAGGCAUGGCCCCCUCCUCUCCAUGGAUGACUUAGAGGGAGCUCAGGAGACAGAUGUUGACACGGGCUUGCAGCUGUCCUCUUCAGACUUGUCUGUGGUCUCUGCAUAUUCUGCACCCAGUCAGUUCUGUGGCACAGGGGAGACGGCCCUCCCCUCUGAGGGAUACAUCAGCCACUGGUCAGCACAUAAGGGUCCCAGAGCAGGACCACUGCCCACUGGCAGUGGGGGAACUGCAGAGGCUUCCUGGGCUUCUCUCCCUUUCCUAACCAAAGGGUCUUCCAGCUCCUUGGUGACAGCCAUCUCUGCUCUUUCUCCUCUGGCCUCCAAGGCCCCCUCCCUCACAGAGUCAUCCUCAGAGGUCCCUUGUGAUGCUCCCAAAGCCACACAGACUGGUCAAGAUGUGCCACCACCCCCAGCAUUAGCUGAUCCUAAGGAUAAUGACAUGGAGGAGUUCUACAUCUGAACAUUUCUUGUUUUCUAAACACAUUGAGAUACACAGACUCAGGUCCCCCUACCCCUCUGCCCUCUGAACACGCUAGUGUUCUUAACUCUCAACUCCAGGGCUGUCUGGAACUUAAUUAUCUAUUUCAGGGGGAACAUUAGCACAUUGGCCAUGCUGCUGCUCUUAGCUGAGAGGUAGUAUAUUUCUAGGGACUCAGUGAAAACACUGACAUUUAUGCAAAUAAAUUCUCAACAAAUUUAAGUCAUAAAAUAUAUUUUUGAAUACUCAACUUGAGGCAUGGUUUAGUCCCCUUAUAUAAUUUAAAUACUUCAUAUAAUUAUUUGAAAUGAAAAGAAAACCCAGUCAGCCAGAGCUGAUUUGGCAAUUUUUCAUGCUGUGAAAGAAAAGCAGUCAAUGCCAAAAUGUGGGAAAGAUACUAAAUGACUUGCACGAGAGAGUAGUGCACAAUAACAGAAUUACUCCUUACCAGGUUCUACAGAUGCUCUUAUAUUUACAUUACCAGUGAAUAGUGGCCCCAGGAAUUGACAAGUCCUGCUUAUAGUGGACAAGCCAGGUGCUAAGACAGCAGUCAGAAUACGUCAGACUGCAGAGCACCUCACUUUGAAUUCAUCAACAUCUGAAAAUCUGGAUUUAUGCAAAAGUGGCUAAUGUACUUUUUAAAGAUUUACCAUAACAGAUUCCUGGUGCACAUAAAAUAUGAUGAGUUCUAAAACCUAAAUUUGUAUACACCUUUCAACAACACAUUCCUGUAAUGAAUGAAGAGCUACAGAAGACACCUCCAUUCUCUGGACUGAUUUGGGUCACUGAGAAAGACUCAUUCUUUAGAGUUACAGAAUAAUAUUAUCUUGGCAUAAUAGGUAGACAGACUUAAGAUUCUUUAGCUUUAAAAAGCACAAUUUAAGGGCUGCAUAUAUCUCUGUAUAUAAAUGAUAGGAGUCACAUUUUAUAAUGCUUUCUCCAGGAAACAUGCACAGCCACACCCUGUGGUUUUCAUUUCGAAAUGAUAUGGAACAUUUAACUGGCAUUUUGAUUGCACAAAUGAACAAAUGUCCUCCUUCCCCAAAAUGGGACACCACGCAAAAUGCUCUCCUGAAUGAUCACUGGUGCACUGCUAGCCUGCCAUGAAUCACAGGAGCCUUAAUUAAAGCUGGUGCUUUAGCCUGAUCUUGACUUUCCCUGUCUGUUGUCUGCUUCUGUCACAGUGUGAAUGGUAUUGAAAUUGCCUGGUAGGGGUAUGUUUACAACUCCAUCCUCAGCCAUGUCAAGUGCUGGCAUCAGGGGCAAUGCCAAGCUGCCCCUGGAUGCUGUUUGUCUUUGGGGAAGAACAUGGAUCUGCACUGUUCAUUUCCCAGCAUGGUGCUCCUUGUCUAAAUUACUUAUGGCCCAGUUUUCAUUUGUCUGGUGGGGCCCACACCAGCUUGAACACAGCCCCAGAGUCCUUCCCACCUGGGCUUCCCAGGCAGCCUCAGGUCUGCCAUCCUUGAAAUGAGAGCCUUAGAUCCUACAUCCCACAUCCUGGACUUCCCAAGACUUGGAAUUGUAAUAUUGUGCGCCCAUAGAAAUAAAUUUUUAAAAAUAU
Heterocephalus glaber (naked mole-rat) is the source of this 3350-nucleotide messenger RNA. It is a transcript of the gene Fam124a, whose product is annotated as family with sequence similarity 124 member A. The record is from RefSeq and is a predicted model, not a curated record. Lineage: Eukaryota; Metazoa; Chordata; Mammalia; Rodentia; Bathyergidae.